AUGACACACUUGUCCGUGACCAUUGAGGUAAGCAAGCAUCCUUUGGUUGGGGGUCCGCCUCUUGGCAUCACGGACUGCCUGUGUGAGGAGGGGCCUGUCAGUGUGGUAAGACUUGACCUGGCUCACGUGAUCUCCUUUAUUCAGCAGGUUUCUUCGGCAGAGGUACGCAUUGGGCCCAUGAGACUGACCCAGGACCCUAUUCAGGUUUUGCUGGUCUUCUCGAAGGAAGACAGUCAGAGCGAUGGGUUCUGGUGGGCCUGUGACAGGGCUGGCUACAGAUGCAGCAUCUCGCGGACCCCGGAGUCAGCCCUCGAGUGCUUUUUAGAUAAGCACCAUGAAAUCAUUGUCAUCGAUCACAGGCAAACUCGAAACUUUGAUGCAGAAGCCGUGUGCAGGUCGAUCCGGGCCACGAACCCCUCGGAGCACACGGUGAUCCUGGCGGUGGUUUCGCAAGCGUCGGGUGACCACGAAGAGGCCUCCGUCCUUCCGCUUCUCCAUGCAGGAUUCAACAGGGUACGUAGCUGGGCCUGUAAUUCGGUGUUUACAGCGUUAGACCACUGUCACGAAGCCAUAGAAAUAACGAGUGACGACCACGUGAUCCAGUAUGUCAACCCAGCCUUGGAAAGGAUGAUGGGCUAUCACAAAGGUGAGCUCCUGGGCAAAGCACUCGCCGAGCUGCCUGGAAGUGACAAGAACCAGGCCGACCUCCUCGACACCAUCAACACGCGCAUCCAGAAGGGAAAGGAGUGGCAGGGGGUGUACUAUGCCCGACGGAAGUCCGGAGACAGCAUCCAGCAGCAUGUGAAGAUCACCCCCGUGAUUGGCCAAGGCGGGAAAAUUAGGCAUUUUGUCUCCCUCAAGAAACUGUGUUGUACCACUGACAAUAAUAAGCAGAUUCACAAGAUUCAUCGUGACUCGGGAGACAAUUCUCAGACAGAGUCUCACUCAUUCAGAUACAAGAGCAGGAGGAAAGAGUCCAUUGACGUGAAAUCCAUAUCCUCCCGGGGCAGCGACGCACCAAGCCUACAGAACCGGCGCUAUCCAUCCAUGGCCAGGAUCCACUCCAUGACCAUUGAAGCUCCCAUCACAAAGGUCAUAAACAUAAUCAAUGCAGCCCAAGAAAACAGCCCCGUCACGGUUGCAGAAGCCUUGGAUCGCGUGUUAGAAAUUCUACGGACCACGGAACUGUACUCCCCGCAGUUGGGAGCCAAAGACGAAGACCCUCACACCAGUGACCUUGUUGGAGGCCUGAUGACCGAUGGCUUAAGAAGGUUGUCAGGAAACGAGUAUGUCUUUACUAAAAACGUGCACCAGAGUCACAGUCACCUUGCCAUGCCACUAACCAUCAACGAUGUCCCCCCCAGUAUUGCUCAACUACUUGAUAAUGAGGAGAGUUGGGACUUCAACAUCUUUGAAUUAGAAUCAGUUACACAUAAGAGGCCAUUGGUUUACCUGGGCUUAAAGGUCUUUUCCCGGUUUGGAGUGUGUGAAUUUUUGAACUGUUCUGAAACCACCCUCCGGGCUUGGCUGCAAGUUAUUGAAGCUAACUACCACGCCUCCAACGCCUACCAUAACUCCACUCAUGCCGCCGACGUGCUGCACGCCACCGCCUUCUUCCUUGGAAAGGAAAGAGUGAAGGGAAGCUUGGACCAGCUGGAUGAGGUAGCAGCGCUGAUCGCUGCCACAGUCCAUGACGUGGACCACCCGGGAAGGACCAAUUCCUUCCUGUGCAAUGCGGGCAGUGAGCUCGCCGUGCUCUACAACGACACCGCCGUCUUGGAGAGUCACCACACUGCCCUGGCCUUCCAGCUCACGGUCAAGGACAGCAAGUGCAACAUUUUCAGGAAUAUUGACAGGAACCAUUACCGAACACUGCGCCAGGCGAUCAUCGACAUGGUGCUGGCUACGGAGAUGACAAAACACUUCGAACAUGUGAACAAAUUCGUGAAUAGCAUCAACAAACCACUGGCCACUGAGACUGAGGGCAGUGACUGUGAAUGCAACCCCAUUGGGAAGAACUUUCCUGAAAACCAAAUGCUGAUCAAGCGCAUGAUGAUCAAGUGUGCCGAUGUGGCCAACCCCUGCCGCCCCUUGGACCUGUGCAUCGAAUGGGCCGGGAGGAUCUCUGAGGAGUAUUUUGCACAGACCGAUGAAGAGAAGAGGCAGGGGUUGCCCGUCGUGAUGCCGGUGUUUGACCGGAACACCUGCAGCAUCCCCAAGUCCCAGAUUUCCUUCAUUGACUACUUCAUCACAGACAUGUUUGAUGCUUGGGACGCCUUCGCCCAUCUGCCAGCCCUGAUGCAACAUCUGGCUGAUAACUACAGACACUGGAAGACAUUGGAUGACCUGAAGUGCAAGAGUCUGAGGCUGCCAUCGGACAACUAACGUCAAGCCGACUACGGGACUUCCUGAUCUACAGAAGGCACCGUGAACCACAGGCGUAUAAGCAAGAGGUUGUCCUUUAUAAUGGAAAUGGCAAGACCUUGGGUUAAGGAGUCGGGGUUUGAUAUUUGACCUUGAAUCGAUUUAAGUCCCCAGAUCUCAUUUUUAGAAUGUUCCACGCAGGAAAAUGGUGGGGGCUUUUUUAUUUGUUUGUUUUUAAACAAUCACUUGGUAGCAGAAGAAAUACCUGGCAAACUCCUGUAUGCUGCUGGCAUCCCGUGAGCCCUUUUCAAGCCAUGGAGGCACUUUAUCGUAAUUAAGACACCAACAGCAGUGUCCUGGUGCAUGUCAGCCCAUCCCCCUGGACGACGGCCACUCAGUUAGCUACUGUUCUGCUCCCAAAACAGCCACCAGUAGAGUUUAGCUCUUUUCCCCAAGAGCAUCUGCCUCAAGGGUUCAGAAGAAGCCCAUCUGAACAGAGAGAGCUAAGAGGGAAAACUGCUCAAGAGGGCCAACUCAUUACUAAACUAGCAUCACAGCCUCCCCAGCUAAGUGGUCGAUAGGGAGUCAAGUUAGAACACAGCCGUGGCUUGGUGAAUGCUGCCUAGACUGAGGUCAGCAGCCUGCGCAGCCUCCUUCCCGGUAAGAUCCUGCUCAAGGGCAGCCAUGCGCCGCGAAGGAGGGAGGGAGGGAAUGACACCGCGUUUGCAGGGAAUCCAUGAGCUUUGCUGAUUUCUGGUUCACAGAGGCAGCCACAAGGCACCACACUAAGUAUUACAUACAAGCCAUUAAGUCAGAAUGCCCUUGGACAAGCUUUUAUAAAAGAAAAAUUUAUAUACAUUUGCUGUUUAAAAUUUUUAUUAAAAAAAAAAAUCUAAAUUUUCUGGGGGUUCCAUCCACAGAGCGUGUUUUGCCAUGUGCCAGCUAUACAUGUGUAUUUGGGGAGGGCAGAGCGGGAAAUUUCAUGUUUCAGAUGUUUUUAACCUAUCUAUAUUUGAGAUCAUGCUGUUUUGCUUUAUUGUUAAAAAAAGAUUGCGAUAUGUAAAUAAAUGAGAACACAGGCAUAGAGGGGCAGUAACUACUAUUUUAAGCAUUACUUGUACGCUAAAGGCUUCUAAAGCACAAGUGCAUAUUUUUGUACCGCUCUUUUCACAACUUUCCGUGAACACAUGACGUCAGCCUGGAGCGUUCCUCCCUCAUUACCGUCAGCUCUUCCCUGUUAUAAAUCCCAGACGUCAGCAAGCAAA
Messenger RNA from Echinops telfairi (small Madagascar hedgehog), 3629 nucleotides. It is a transcript of the gene PDE8B, whose product is annotated as phosphodiesterase 8B. The record is from RefSeq and is a predicted model, not a curated record. Gene Ontology annotation, biological process: signal transduction. Gene Ontology annotation, molecular function: 3',5'-cyclic-AMP phosphodiesterase activity. NCBI's taxonomy places the organism in Eukaryota, Metazoa, Chordata, Mammalia, Afrosoricida, Tenrecidae. Bases 1 to 2385 code for a protein of 794 amino acids. The transcript is spliced from 21 exons.